AUGGCGUCGUCGACGGCGCCGAGUCCAAUGGUUUCCUCAACAGGACAGCCGUCUCCAGCAUCUUCUGGGCAAGCAUCGCAAGACAAACCGAAGAGGAAUAGGACGAGCAAACCCAAAGUUAAGACCGGUUGCAACAAUUGCAAGCAACGGAGGAUAAAGUGCGACGAGAAGCGGCCUAGCUGUUCGCAAUGUGAGAAGUCUAAGAAGGCAUGCCCUGGAUAUCCAGCGCCAAGCCGAAGUGCGAGGCCUCAUGAAGUUGUCCCCCUUGCGCCAAAGCCACUUCUCGCAGCCGCUCCGCCUCUUCUUCAACCAGCACCCGCAACUCGGCCACCUAUUCCAAAUGUCGACCUACCUACUCGACGCGCAGCAAAGCAGGCUGCUCGGAAGCGAGCAGCAGCCAAGCCUGCUCCAAAAGAAAAUUCAACUGCGAACCUCAACGCGAACGGCCUAACCAUUUAUCGGCCGAGUGCAAACUUGCCUCUCGAGGACCAGGAGGGCCUGUACUUCCAACUCUUUCGGACACAAACGGCCAGAGAGUUAUCUGGCUUUUUCGAUUCGGUCUUCUGGACCCAGACCGUUCUCCGGGAAUGCCACUCGGCUCCGGCUAUCCGCCAUGCCGUGGUCGCCCUCGGUGCUUUGUACAAGACACUCGAACAAUCAAGUCUAUCGCCUCCGUCCUCUCCGUCGCAGAAACAGCUCGUCCCUGCCGGUUCAACAGCAUCCCAUUGGCAGAUGGCCGUCAAAGAGUACUCGGCGGCCAUAACCUCGGUGGUUGCAUUGAACGCGCAGAAUCAAGGGUCCCAUAGGAUUCUGCUCAUGGCAAGUGUCCUUUUGGCCUGUUUCGACUCGUUCAUCGGCGAUCAUAAGCAGGCGAUAAAUCAGAUCCAGAAUGGCCUGCGUCUUCUCGACCAGCUCCGAGCAGCACGGCAGCAUCCCUUACUACCUGGGGGGUCACCAGACACCAUUGAAGACGAGCUAAUCCAGAUGUUCACCCGCCUAGCAAUCCAGGCCAAGUCGUACGAUAUGGCCUUCCACUUUCCUCAGCCAUAUGUAAUUCGCUUAACACCUCAGACUCCCGAUUACCACCAGCCCACCUCACCACGCUCGGACUCAAGCUCCUCGUCUCAUUCUAGUCUCAAUACUCCCCAUACGAUACCGACCCAAUUUGGUAGUCUCCUCGAAGCCCGGCGAUCUUGGGACGCGCUCUGCGAAGCCAUGCUGAGGUUUACCGAAACCCUCUUCUUGUCGUCAAAUCCCAACGGCCCGAUGGGCAUCCUUCCACGUGCCCUAAAACAAUAUGGACUUGGAUUUAAGGAGAAGCUUGAGGCCUGGUCGGAUGCAUUUCAGCCGCUUCUUGAGCGCCGCAGUGCACCUAACGUCAGCUCCCAAGAGAAGGCGGGAAUCGCGGUUCUAAAGAUGUUCCAGACUAUGGGUCAGAUCCUAUUUCUCAUGACAUUUUGUGAUUCGGAAUCCCUCUUCGACAUGUUUGAAUCGCAGUUCAAGUCCAUCGUGGACCUCGCGCUUGAAGUGGUUGGAGACGAAGAAAGACGAGCGGCGACAGUCAGGUGCCCCGAUCCGGCUCAGUGCACGCAUCGAAACCUGACCACCGACUUCCUCAGCGGACAUGAGUAUACAGCCUAUCACGUCAAACCGAGCUUCAGUGCCGACCUUGGCAUUGUCCCGCCGCUGUACGUCGUCGCAACUAAGUGCCGCAACCACUCGAUUCGUUGGCAAGCCAUUCGGCUUUUGAGAAGCAGCUCCAGGCGUGAGGGAAUGUGGGACAGUAAUCUCAGCGCCCACAUUGGAGAGUGGGUGGCCUCGAUCGAGGAGGAAGAGGGUCUGUCCCCUGGAACCCGCAGCCAGCCCAGUCGGCGGUCGAGCAGCAACGAUUCGCUGCCAUUUGGAGAAGACGUGGCGCUUGGCCCAGGUGGAAAUGCGAGGUGGGACUACCGGAGAGACGGAAAUAGCCCCGGUGCCAACAGUCGAUCAUCCAAGAGAUUAGUCCCCGAGGAAAAGCGAGUCAUGGUCCGAUCAGUCGAUUUCGAUUUGAAGUCUAGAUUCGCGCGACUCACUGUGGGGACGCGAGGGCUGCAACCAAAUGCGAUUGAUCUGCGCGCUCGACAGACAACCGUCCGCUGGUGA
Scedosporium apiospermum is the source of this 2142-nucleotide messenger RNA. Its product is annotated as C6 zinc finger domain protein. Gene Ontology annotation, molecular function: DNA-binding transcription factor activity, RNA polymerase II-specific; zinc ion binding. Lineage: Eukaryota; Fungi; Ascomycota; Sordariomycetes; Microascales; Microascaceae. Gene Ontology annotation, biological process: regulation of DNA-templated transcription. The transcript is spliced from 2 exons. The coding region runs from base 1 to 2142 and encodes 713 amino acids. The record is from RefSeq and is a predicted model, not a curated record.